Molecule: messenger RNA, 1098 nt
Organism: Thelazia callipaeda (thelaziosis nematode)
Lineage: Eukaryota; Metazoa; Nematoda; Chromadorea; Rhabditida; Thelaziidae
Source: the annotation of a GenBank genome assembly
AUGUCACUAUAUAUAUUACAAUCACCGGUGGGAACAGUUCCAAAUUAUCUAUCACUAGCAAGGGAUCGACGCUCAGCAACCGCAAUUUUACCGCGGUAUGCACCAGGUAGAAUGCAAAUAAUGGUACAGCGAUCCACGAAACCACCAAUUCAGAAGAUUAUGUGCCAACCCGAGAAUCGUACUAAAUCACAGUGUUCAAUUGAAGAAUUGUUGGGUUUGUCUUCACCUCUAUCACAAACGGUAAGAAAACGUGAGCGCUUAACCCACUUAACACCAGAAGAAAAGCAGUAUCGGCGUAAAAUGAAAAAUCGAGUUGCUGCACAAACCGCACGUGAUCGCAAGAAAUUUCGUACAAACCAACUUGAAGAGGCUCUUCGAAGGCUUCAUCAAGAUAAUAUGAAGUUACGUGAAGAAAAUAAAUCUUUGAAAAUGACAUGUGAAGAUUUAAAAAGCGAAAAUAUAUGUUUGCGUGAUCUGGUAGAAAGCAAAGUGAAGUCGGAAUUGCGCUCGGAAGCUGAAAUAAGUAGCAGCGAUGAUGAUGUUACUACAGAUAUUAAUAAUUUUCUCUCUGGCGAUGAAAUGCAGGAAAUUAUCCGAGAGAUCUGUACAGAAGAUGAAAUAUGUCCAUCAUCAAAUUCUUGCCCGAAUAAAGCGGCAGAAGACUUCGAGCAAUUUUUCGCAAAAAUACUUGACGAAAUUGAUGGCCAUGUCACUCCACCGAAAUCCACGGAAGGCAGCCGAACGUCUCGAAUGGAUUGCGCGACACCGAAUAUCAUUAUAGCUCCAGAAUAUCUAAAAAGGGACCCGGAUUCAGAGCCUUCAUCUCCUACACCUACGUUGGAUUCUACCAUGGACUGUAUUAAUUACGAUCAGGCAUCAUUUCACAGAAAUGUAAAGAUACCAGAUGACGAUAAUGACAGCCCCGGUCCAUUGGUGUUCACUGAAGAGCAUUCAUUUCUGUCUCCAGUUUCGUCCCCUUCUUUGUCUGAAUCACUCGAAGAUUACCACUCAGAAAAUGCUUACCAUUUCUCACCCUUUACUGGCAGCACAGACCCAAUGUUUUGUUCGCCUCAGAAUUGGGAUAUUGACUACGACUGA